AUGGCCAGGAUUCCUGGAGUCGGAAGAUCGUCAGCUUCACCAUCUUUGGAGAACAAGGAAGAACAUGAAAGAGAUGUGGCCCUUAAACACCGGGAUCCUAAGAGAGGACACGCUGAGGAGCAGCCCUCCAGCCUUGACCCGAGCAUGCAGGCCCCACCCCACAGCCUCCCAGCUGGGCUCAGCCUGGAUGACUUCAUCCCGGGCCACCUCCUGGCCCACGUAGGGUCAUCCGCCCGGGGGACACGGGUGCCCGUGAUCCGGAACGGUGGUUCCAACACCCUUAAUUUCCAGUUCCAUGACCCUGCGCCCAGGACCGUGUGCAAUGGGUAUUUGCCACCGAGGAGGGAUGCUUCCAGACACCCAGACCCUGCUUGGUAUCAGACCUGGCCGGGCCCUGGGAGCCGGCCCCCUGGGAACCAGAAGACCCCUGCCUCCCAGCAUUCCCAGAAGUGGUCAGCCACAUGGACCAAGGACAGCAAACGGCGGGACAAGCGCUGGGUCAAGUAUGAGGGCAUCGGACCCGUGGAUGAGAGCGGCAUGCCAAUUGCUCCCCGAUCUAGUGUUGACAGCCCCAGGGACUGGUACCGAAGAAUGUUCAAGCAGAUCCACCGGAAAAUGCCGGACCUACAGCUGGACUGGACCUUCGAGGAGCCACCCAAAGUGGAUUCUUCCUGUGCCACCUCUGCAGACGCAAGGCAUCCAGGGCCUCAGCAAAGACCACCUGCCAGGCCAAACCAGACGUCACCUCUGAGCGGAAGAAGCUGGGAUGUCUCUGAAGAGUCUCUUAGAAGCACCUUCAGUUGUAGUCCUGGAGCACCCUCCUCCCUGCACCAGACCUCGAAGCAGGUGCUCAGACGCCGAGAGAAAGCGGACAAUGUCUGGACGGAAGAAUCCUGGAACCAGUUUCUGCAAGAACUAGAGACUGGGCAGAAGCCCAAGAAACCACUGGUAGACGACCCUGUUGAGAAGCCCUCCCAGCCCAUUGAGGUCCUGCUGGAGAGAGAGCUGGCCAAGCUGAGCGCCGAGCUGGACAAGGACCUGCGGGCAAUCGAGACUGCGCAGCCGCCCCCCAAGAGCUCUCAGGCGCCCCGACGGUCCCGGGAACCGCGGCCCCCAGCGCGCCCGGCCUCCGCCUGGAGCUCCAGCUCCCCGAAUGCACUUUACCCGGCUUCCUCCCUGAGCCCCCACAGGAUGGCGGAUGGAGGAAGCCCCUUCCUAGGUCGGAGGGACUUUGCCUACCUUUCCUCAGCUCGAGACCCUAGUGCCUCUGAUCCAGGGGGCAGCCCUGCCAGGAAGGAAGAGAAGAAGAGGAAGGCCGCCCGGCUCAAGUUUGACUUCCAGGCCCAGUCCCCUAAGGAGCUGACUCUGAAGAAGGGUGACAUUGUCUACAUCCACAAGGAGGUGGACAAGAACUGGCUGGAGGGAGAGCACCAUGGCCGCCUGGGCAUCUUCCCCGCUAAUUACGUGGAGGUGCUGCCAGCAGAUGAGAUUCCCAAGCCCAUCAAGCCUCCGACCUACCAGGUGUUGGAGUACGGAGAAGCUGUGGCCCAGUACAACUUCAAGGGGGACCUGGAGGUGGAGCUUUCCUUCAGAAAAGGGGAGCGCGUCUGCCUGAUCCGCAAGGUGAAUGAGCACUGGUACGAGGGCCGCGUCUCGGGCACUGCACGCCAGGGCAUCCUCCCCGCCAGCUAUGUGCAGGUGACCCGGGAGCCCCGGGUCCGGCUCUGUGAUGACGGCCUCCAGCUCCCUGCAUCUCCUCCCCGCCUGCCCACCACCCGCCCGGCCCGUCACCCCAGUUCUCCCUUAACGCCGCACAGCCCAGCUGACCCCACUGACUGGGGAGGCCAGACCUCCCCCCGCCGCACUGGCUUCUCCUUCCCUCCCCAGGAGCCCAGACCUCAGAGCCAGAGUCUCAGCACCCCCGGCUCAGCUCUGUCCCAUCCUGGAGGCUCCAGCCAUCCCCAGGACCUGGGGACCUCGUCCUCCACCACCACCGAGAUACACUGGACCCCGUACCGGGCGAUGUACCAGUACAGACCCCAGAAUGAGGACGAGCUGGAACUGCGGGAGGGGGACCGGGUGGACGUUAUGCAGCAGUGUGACGACGGCUGGUUUGUGGGUGUCUCCAGGAGGACCCAGAAAUUUGGGACAUUCCCUGGAAAUUAUGUAGCCCCAGUGUGA
Rangifer tarandus platyrhynchus (Svalbard reindeer) is the source of this 2181-nucleotide messenger RNA. The record is from the annotation of a GenBank genome assembly. NCBI's taxonomy places the organism in Eukaryota, Metazoa, Chordata, Mammalia, Artiodactyla, Cervidae.